UACUUUCCUUACCAACCGCCAGAUGAUGACGGACGACACCGACGCGCGAUAACCGCACGCGGACCGAACGAACCGCCGACACCGCGAACCGACCUAGGCUCUUUAGUCUUGUGAUCCGCGCCUUUACGCACACACCACUUUUUUUUUCCCCUCCCGGUUCCCCGAAAAACACCACUGUGCUCACCGCCGACAUCACGUUUUUUUUCACACGUUAUUUCUGUUUUUGUCAUUGUUUUUUUUUUUUGAAAACCACAAUAAGACCGACCUCAACCCGACGCCUUAGUUUUUUUUUUAUUUAUUCAUCUCACACCAUCCUCAACAUAUACAUCUCCAACGCUGUGACAGAUCCAGGUGCGCGUCAAAUUUGUCUCCCCUAGAAGGAAUCACCGGCUAUAACAGAAAAGCCGGCGUUACGUAACACAUUACAUAAUCAUACAGAACGUGACGCGGCCCCGCGUAAUAGCCAUUUGAAUAUUGAAUUCAAAGGCAUUUACGCGGAAUACCGCUAAUUACUUUUCUUACCAACCGCCAGAUGACGACGGACGACACCGACGUGCGAUAACCGCACGCGGACCAACCGAGCCGCCGACACCGCGAACCGGACCUAGACGAACUAGUCUUGUGACCCGCGCUUUUCAGCACACACCUAGUUCGGUAUUGACUCUACCCCCUUUUUCUCUUUCUUUUCAUCACCACCUUAUUUUACAGGUUUUUUUUUUGUUGUUCGCCUGAUUUUUUUUUCAUUUCUUUUUUUGCGAAUAAACAUCUCCCGUUCACCAACAACCCGCUUUUUAGUGUUUAAUUUUUUUUUCCUUUUCCUCACCACUCGGUCCUUACACUCGUGACGCAGUGCCUACACCAGGAUCCGCGUCAAACGUAAUUACGUAACGAUAGCCGCGCCGCCUGAUUAACGGACGCUCCGACUUCACCGCACGUGACACUGCAAACCACGGACAGAAAUGAGCACGUGCAUUGAGUGUGGUAAAGUUUAUGUCAACAAGUAUAAUCUAUACGAACAUUUAAUUAAACACGAUACAACAUAUUCGUGUUGUAGAUGUGACGAGGUUUUCACGAAAAGAGGCGACAUUAUCAGACACAUCAAGGAGAACCACAAAUCCUUCAUUCCAAUGACGCAGAAGCAGCAGAAGUACGAGCCACCGGCAUUCGACUCGAAGUGCAUGACGCUUACGCAGUGCGUGUUUUCCGAACAGAAAAAAGUGCUGUCGGUCAACGAAAACCUGACCCAAUUGUUGAUCAGCAUCCAGACGGCUGUCAAGGCGGUCAGCUCGGCCGUGCAGAAAGCCGAAUUGACGCACAUGUACGACAUGGACGGGUCCACUAACGUGCAGGGCGAAGACGUCAAAAAGUUGGACGUGCUGAGCAACGAACUGUUCAUUAACACAUUGACGUCGUCCUUUAAAGUGCACAUGAUGGUCAGCAAAAAAAACGAUACUAUGAUUGAGAUUGAAACUGGAAAACGUGGUAGAUACAUUGUGUGUUUCGAUCCUCUGGACGGAUCAUCCAACAUCGAUUGCCUUAUGCCCCUUGGUUCAAUAUUUGGAAUAUUUAGGAAAAUUCACAUAACCGACGAGACAAAUGCUUUACAAAGUGGCAGGCACUUAGUGGCUGCUGGAUAUGCGCUUUAUGGUAGUGCUACGAUGAUGGUAUUAACAUUGGGCAAAGGGAGAGGAGUCCAUGGGUUUAAGUUGGAUCCAUCGAUUGGUGAGUUUAUGUUGACUGAAAGAAACAUCAAAAUACCCAGCAAGGGAAAUAUCUACAGCAUCAAUGAAGGGUACUCACAUUUGUGGGACAGAUAUGUAAGAGAAUAUAUGAGGAGGAUAAAAAAUCCAAAGGAUGGUGAACCGUACAGUGCCAGGUAUGUUGGCUCAAUGGUUGCAGAUGUACACCGCACAUUGAAGUAUGGAGGUAUAUUCAUGUACCCAGCCACAAAACAUUUACCAAAAGGCAAGUUACGGUUAUUAUACGAAGGAAACCCAAUGGCUUACAUAAUCGAGGAAGCAGGUGGAAUGGCGAGCAAUGGUAAGAUACCCUUAUUGGACAUACAACCCAUAGAAAUUCAUCAGAAAACCCCAGUAUUUUUAGGCUCCAAAGAUGACGUCAACGAAUUGGUAAAAAUAUAUGAAUCAUUUUAAUGCAUCUAUUUUUUGUAAAAACUUAUACUGUAAUCAGUGUUGGAGAGUAACUUAAAUUACUUUAACGCAAUUACUUUUUAAGUAAUUGAAUUAAAUUUUAUUGUAAAUAAUUUAUAUGUAAUUUGAGUUUUUUUUUUUUUUUUGGUUUUAUACAAUUUUAAAACUUGAUGAAAUUAAUUUUUUUGAAGUAUAAUACUGCUUUACCUUCAAGUGCUUUCUUGUUGCCUUCAAGUUGCUGCAACUUUCAACGUUUGUUUUGUAUAGCAGGUGAUAUAUGCACUAAAAAGCGUUCGAAAAUAAGUGAUUGUAAUUUUUAAAAUGCUCUUUUAUUUAAAAUUAAUUUAAAAAAUAAAGAUUAAUAUUUAAUGUA
Messenger RNA from Aphis gossypii (cotton aphid), 2523 nucleotides. RefSeq names its product fructose-1,6-bisphosphatase 1-like. The record is from RefSeq and is a predicted model, not a curated record. Bases 960 to 2153 code for a protein of 397 amino acids. Gene Ontology annotation, cellular component: cytosol; cytoplasm. Gene Ontology annotation, molecular function: fructose 1,6-bisphosphate 1-phosphatase activity. Gene Ontology annotation, biological process: fructose metabolic process; gluconeogenesis; fructose 1,6-bisphosphate metabolic process. The transcript is spliced from 10 exons. NCBI's taxonomy places the organism in Eukaryota, Metazoa, Arthropoda, Insecta, Hemiptera, Aphididae.